AAGUCUGGAGGGGAGUGCUCUGAAGAGUUUGGAGCUGCACAGAGGUGACUGUAACUCCUCUAGCAAUUUCAGACUAUUCUUCUCUAGCUCAGGACAAAAGCCUUUUCUUUGCCUCCGUGUUCAAAGAGACAUUUGUCUUGAGAUGUUGCAGCUGUGGGCCGUGGGAUUGCUUGUUUGAAGAUACCCCCUCGUAGACGAGAGGAGAGUCAGCGCACUGAAAAGUGGUAGUAUUUUAUCCUGUGUGGGUUUUUCCCUCUUCUCCUCCCUCCCUCUUCCGCUACCAUGUGUGGUUUUUAAUAAGAAGAAGAAUGUGGAGGCAACAUUUUCCAGGUAUUCGUCCACAAAUAAUGAAUGGCCCUAUGCACCCUCGUCCCUUGGUGGCUUUGUUAGAUGGAAGGGACUGUACAGUAGAGAUGCCAAUUCUGAAGGACUUGGCGACUGUUGCAUUCUGUGACGCACAAUCAACUCAGGAGAUUCAUGAGAAGGUAUUAAAUGAAGCAGUUGGGGCAAUGAUGUACCACACCAUCACGCUGACCCGGGAAGAUCUAGAAAAGUUCAAGGCCCUUAGAGUCAUUGUUCGAAUAGGCAGCGGCUAUGACAACAUCGACAUCAAAGCAGCGGGGGAACUCGGGAUUGCCGUCUGCAAUAUCCCAUCAGCAGCUGUGGAAGAGACUGCUGAUUCCACCAUAUGCCACGUCCUAAACCUCUACAGACGGAACACAUGGCUUUACCAGGCGUUGAGGGAAGGGACCCGCGUGCAGAGCGUGGAGCAGAUAAGGGAGGUGGCCUCAGGAGCAGCUCGGAUCAGAGGAGAAACUCUUGGCCUCAUUGGAUUUGGUCGCACUGCGCAGGCGGUGGCAGUUCGAGCCAAGGCGUUUGGAUUCAAUGUGAUAUUUUAUGACCCGUACCUGCAGGAUGGGAUAGAAAGGUCCCUGGGAGUCCAGAGAGUCUACACACUCCAGGACCUGCUGUAUCAGAGUGACUGUGUAUCGUUGCACUGUAACCUUAAUGAACAUAAUCACCACCUUAUCAAUGACUUUACGAUCAAGCAGAUGAGGCAGGGAGCAUUCCUAGUAAACACAGCACGCGGUGGGCUUGUGGAUGAGAAAGCCUUAACUCAAGCCCUGAAGGAAGGAAGGAUACGAGGGGCAGCACUCGACGUGCACGAAUCGGAACCAUUUAGUUUUGCUCAAGGUCCGUUGAAAGAUGCCCCUAAUUUAAUUUGUACUCCGCACACGGCUUGGUACAGCGAGCAGGCGUCGCUAGAGAUGCGAGAAGCUGCUGCUACUGAAAUCCGGCGCGCGAUCACAGGUCGCAUCCCCGAAAGCCUAAGAAACUGUGUGAACAAGGAAUUCUUUGUCACAACAGCUCCAUGGUCAGUAAUAGAUCAGCAAGCAAUUCAUCCAGAGCUCAAUGGUGCCACAUACAGGUAUCCACCUGGCAUGGUCAGUGUAGCACCUGGAGGCAUUCCAGCAGCUAUGGAGGGCAUCAUCCCUGGAGGCAUUCCCGUUACUCACAAUCUUCCAACAGUGGCACAUCCAUCCCAAGCUCCAUCUCCUAAUCAGCCCACAAAACAUGGGGACAACAGGGAACACCCCAACGAGCAAUAGCAGAUAACUUAAAAAUCAUUCAAUAAACUUGGGACCAAGAGACAUUGGGGAAAAAAGUUAUACAUGAACUUAAAAAAAAUUUGAUACAAAAUUUGUAAUGUUGAUUUUGGACAGAUGCAUCACUGAUGUUCCAGUGUUAACAACAAAGUGAUAGCAGUCAAGACUGGGGAGAAACCCUGAAGAAGUCAUCUGCUUACUGAAGCGCUGAAAACUAGGAUGUGAUACAUAAACGAUCAGCUUCUAUUAUUGUAUGUUAAGUUUCCUUCAUCUGUGCAUCAAAUCACAAAAUAGAUCUUUCCCUUCUCAAACCUUUGGGAAUAGCAGGGCUAACGAACCUGUAUUCAGAACAUUGCAUUAAGCAAUCCUCACGGAGUUAACAUUAGAAAUUUAAGAGGAAACCAUCAUGUGGCUUCAGCCCUUUCCUUCCUCAUGUAUCUUAGUUACCUCUUCUUGCAGUAGGAGAAAAUACUGGCCUAGAGAUAAGAAAAAAUUAUCUUGUUGCAGUCUUACAUGGCCAGCAACAUACAGAAAAGUUCUCCUAAUGUGUUUAGAUGUAGCCAUUCAGGCGAGGAAUCUUGGGCUGGGGGGUGGAGGGAGAAAAGGUAUAUAGCAAUAUUCACUUCUCUCCAACCUCUCCCCACCAAAUGAAAAUGUGUCAUCUGACCAACACACUGAAUAAAGUAGCUGUAAGUUCAGUUAUGCCCUCCAAUGAUGCAAAAAAAAAAAAAAAAAAUUAAAUUUCACUCACUAUUUGUACUCAAAUAUAUUUUCUCAGUUUUAAAUCUGCAGCUAUUUUAUCAAGUGGAAAAAAGUCUUGAGCUGGAAAGGGUUCAAGAAUAAUGUUGCAUUUCCUUAUGUCUCAGGAAACACUUUUUAUGGUAACUUGUCAGACUGUCUAUGAACAAAACCCACUUUUUUAGACAUUGAUAAAGUCUUCUUUUCUUCACGUGAUAUUUUAUACAAGAACACUUCAGAAAUGUGUUAUUAGAUGUGACUGAUUUUAACAAAUCCUAUUAGAUUUGUAUCAACUAGUUACAUGUUAUAUUCAUAGUCUUUUGUGAAUCAUCGCCUUUUUGUUUAAAAAAAGAUGGCCUAUUUUGAGCCUUUGUAUGGGUACAUUCCUGUUUCUGUGACAAAAAAAAAUCUUAAGCUGUCCCAAACAGAAAAAAAAACAAUGGCUAUCAGAAAUCUGUUUUGUUUUAGUGUGUUACCGUUAUUGUAUUUGUUUAUUGUAAAGGUGAACAUUUAGCGUUCAGUGCAGUUUUCAAUAAAAAGUGAUAAAAUUUCUAUAAUUUCUGAAAUGUAAGAGCCCUUGAAGCAAUUUAAUGAUGUUUCCAAGUGAAAACCUGAGAACGUAAAUUAAGGUAUACAAGUGCGACUAUAAUGCUCUAGUACCUCCACUUUGAAAGAGAAUGACUACGCAAUUCAGAGGCAGAGCAUAUGUGGCUUUAGUGCAAGUAGUCAGAGCUGCCUCAACUUCAGAGCUGUGACGCGUCAGAGACCGACUGUCAGCUACCAACGGCCAGAGUUUCACUGACUCCAGCAGAGCGAUGACGAUUUACAUCAGAUGAGGCUCUACACUUAGGUACCUUCUCAAAAUGCAAGUGUGAGACUGCAGGGGGUAGGGGGUGCGGAGGAGACGGGACAGUUCAGAUUUGCCAAUUCAUAGUGAAUUCUCAACUUCUCAAAAUUAAAAAGGUAGCCAA
This is a messenger RNA of Gavialis gangeticus (Gharial), 3316 nucleotides long. It is a transcript of the gene CTBP2, whose product is annotated as C-terminal binding protein 2. The transcript has 9 exons. Gene Ontology annotation, molecular function: transcription corepressor activity; NAD binding; oxidoreductase activity, acting on the CH-OH group of donors, NAD or NADP as acceptor. NCBI's taxonomy places the organism in Eukaryota, Metazoa, Chordata, Crocodylia, Gavialidae. The record is from RefSeq and is a predicted model, not a curated record. Bases 309 to 1610 code for a protein of 433 amino acids.